GCUUCUUCUUUUCUUUCUUCGUUACAAUAUUCGGUCUCUUGUUCUGUUCUUUAAAUAGUUUGAAAGAAAAAGAUCAUUUCUAGAAGUUUAACUGGUUUCAGGAUGUUAGAAAACGUUCCUGAUAUCCUCGAGAUACUGAAGAGUUUCCCAGUAUCUUUGACUGUAUUAUGCGUGAUACCAUUCGUUAUUCUGAGUGGACCAACAUGUGUACAAGGAGCACACGAGUUUCCUGUCUUUAGGAUGCAACAAUUUGAUCUUCAUCAAACUUCAACAGGAUCCCGCAGUGCGCUAGUAAACAUGGAAGCAAGACCAAUGUCAUCAGAAGUGCUUACCAGACGAUGUGUGGUCAUUAAGUUAUCAGAACUAACAAUAGACCACUUCAAAGAGGUGAUUGAUAAGGGAGCUGGUGCUCUACUUAUUCUGCUACCAAGACAUCUCUCAAAUCUGACACAACAGGAAAUAGAGGAUUGGCAGCUGCUAGAGAAUGAGCUUCUGUCUCAGAUGGUUCCUGUUGCGUUGUAUUUUGCUUAUGAAGAUGACUACCUUGUUAAUCUGCACAAGCAUAUCCAGGUUGCUGUGACUAGUGAUCAGGCCAACUCAGGCUUUGAAGCUCUUCUUGGGGUUACAUCCGCAAGUGGAUAUCAGUUGGUGGCAAGUGCUUCAGAGGCCAAGCAAAAGAAAGACACUGUUAUAACCAACAUACAGGGGAAGUUAGCUGGUAUGGGAGUGGAUGAGAAUCUACCUACAAUUGCUAUCGUAGCACAUUAUGAUACAUUUGGUGUUGCUCCGAGUCUUGCAAAUGGUUCUGACUCCAAUGGCAGUGGGGUUGUCGCAUUAUUGGAGCUGUCACGUCUUUUUUCCAGGUUGCUUGAUCGGUCUUUAACACCUGUUAGAUAUCAUUUAGUAUUUUUUCUUUCUGGAGGAGGGAAAUUUAAUUAUCAAGGAACCAAGAAAUGGCUUGAAGACAGUCUUGAUAAUCCAGAGCAAAGUGCUUUAAAUGAAGUGGAUUUUGUGCUGUGUUUGGAUAGUCUUGGCAGAGACGACAACCUUUUUCUUCAUGUUUCUAAGCCUCCAAAAGAAGGCACACUUGCAUUUGAACUCUUUGAAGACUUCAAACAGGUUGCCCAGAACAUGUUUCCUCAACUUAAUUUCUCAGUAAUCCACAAAAAAAUUAACCUAGCUGAUGAGGUGUUGUCAUGGGAACAUGAACGCUUUUCAGUGCAUACACAGCGGCUUCCUGCUGGUACUUUAUCUCACUACAGUGAUCCUCAAACCCCUGGAAGAAGAUCCAUGUUUGACAUUAGGGUUCAUGAUGACCAAAAACUAGAAAGAAACAUAAAGUUCAUAGCUGAGAGCCUGGCUAGACAUAUAUUCAAUUUGACCAAAAAGGGAUAUUCCAAAGAUUUAGAGACUUUCACACAAGGACUGGGUGUUGAUUCUCAAUUUGUUAAAACAUGGAUGGAUUAUCUGAGUUUACAGCCAAGACCAGCCCAAAGUCUUCACAAAGAUCAUCCAUUUCUACAAGGACUAGAAUUGACAUUGUCUAAAUUUAUAAAAGAUGUCAAAAGAACCACCAUGAAGGCAGAUAAAAGGGAUCCUGAAUUCGUAUUUUAUGACCAACUUGAAACAAAAAUGUCUGCAUACAGGGUUAAACCAGCUAUCUUUGAUUUAUUCUUGGCUGUUGGUAUAGCAAGUUAUCUAGGAAUGGUUUAUCUGGCAAUUCAGAACUUUUCCAGUUUGUCUGACUUUUUGUGGCAGAAGCAGUUAGGCAACCUUAAGGUGAAGCAGGGCUAGUGUUUCGACCUCAACUUGUGUACAGUAAAUAAUGCUGUUGUGUCAAUAAUGAUCUGUUAACUCAAGGCCUGUUUUUAUAGACAAUGGACAUCAAUUUUCCUAGAUGUACUCAGUUGACUAAUAUUCAAAUACAUGUAUUUCAUGGGCAAGUCAAGUCUUGUGUUAUACGAAUUUACAUGACUAUGCCUUGCUGCGAAUCUAGUUUCUUAGAGAGCCUUGACAAGAAAACAUGACGUCAUACAUUAUUGAUACUUCCCCCACAUCUCUGAUGGUGCUACAUUUCCCCCAUUUCUAUUAUAAGCAGACCAGACAACCGACCAGUACUUUAGGUGUUUGGGUUUUUGGAUUCCAGUCCUUCUACCCGAGUCAACUUUCCUAUAGUCUAACUUAGUAGUUUUUCUAUGUUAGGUAUGCCCAAAACCUAGAUUAAUAUUUCUUGGUUAGAUUAAUUCCAUAAGUCGGCCUCAGGUGCUCUCUGUCGAAUAUUUCCCCCCGCUCACCACUUGAGCGAUCACCAAGCACGAAGGAGCGAAAACUACGACUAUGGAAUCAGUCUAAUCCUUGGUAACCUAAUUACGAAAAUAGGUUAAUGAAUGAAUGUUGGAAUCAAAUUGGGCACCAGACAAGUCUUGAUAACCUCGGUGGAAGUCAUUUGUAGACGAAACAGAAACUUUGCUUUGAAAAUCAAUAAAACAUGCGGACAUGGAGAGAUCAA
Actinia tenebrosa (Australian red waratah sea anemone) is the source of this 2509-nucleotide messenger RNA. RefSeq names its product BOS complex subunit ncln. The record is from RefSeq and is a predicted model, not a curated record. NCBI's taxonomy places the organism in Eukaryota, Metazoa, Cnidaria, Anthozoa, Actiniaria, Actiniidae. Gene Ontology annotation, biological process: regulation of signal transduction. Gene Ontology annotation, cellular component: membrane.